AUGAAGGAUGACAUUUCUCCUGAAGACAGUGUCUCUCAGAUUUUCAUUCAAACUAAAAGUCGUGUAAGUACAGUGGCUACUUCAGUUAGUGCCCGCAGAUCUCAAGAGACAGCACAUGCUGUGCUGUUGAUUAAAGCUCAGAAUCAAAAAAGGCAACAAGCUCUAGAAGCACAGCUGAAAGCACAACUGAAAGCUAAAAGAGAUCAAUUGGCUUUGGAAGCAGCUAUAGCAGAAUCCGAAGCAAAACUGAAGGCUCUUAAAGGACGCAAUCGCAGUCCUGAUAAACCAAUGUUCCUCAGAAACCAGAUGGCAUUUGAUCGAGCCGUCGAUCAGGUGGUAAAUGAUGCUGGAGACAAAUUAGAGUACUUAGUACAAUUUAUCAAAGGCAUGCCUAGAGACAUUGCCCAGAACUGUGCAUAUCUUCCACUAGCAGAAGGGUUUAUCUUACUUUAUAUCAAGUCUUCAGCUUUACAAUUGUGUACACAUUUGCUGCCUACUGUUGAUACACAGAGAAUAAAACCCUCAUCUUCAUUAAAUAGCAUCACAAAGCUUUCUGUACAAAUGAUGCAACAACCAAUCACCAUUAAAACUGAAGCUCUUGGUCGCCCAUUCCAGCUGGGGAUGCUUUAUGACUGUCGUAAUGAUCAACUUGUCCAAGGAGUGAUACUGUGGAAUGAAUUGGAUCUGGAGAAAGAUGUCAGUGUUAAACCACAGAAUUUUACUGGUUAUUCACUGGAGACCUCCAACUCAUUGACUGACAAGACUAAGGCACUUAAUAUCAAUGCAGCACUGAAAGGAAGUUUUGCCUGUGGUCUUGUAGAGGUUGAAGGUUCAGCCAAAUACCUAAACAACAGCAAGUCACUGAAACAUCAAGUAAGGGUAACUCUGAAUUACUUAAUGACCACCAAGAUUAAACAGCUCACAGUGAGUCAGCUCAGCAGAACCAACGCUAUAUAUGAAGAAGUAUUUACGAAGGGCACUGCAACUCAUGUGGUUACAGCAAUUCUGUAUGGAGCUCGAGCUCUUCUGGUGUUUGACAGAGACAUCUCUGAAAAUGAAUCUGUUGAGGCUGUUACCAGAGAUCUUAAAGUAUCAGUUAAUAAAAUCCCACUGUUAUCGAUUGCAGGUAAAGGGGCUGUAGACUUGUCAGAUAAAGAGAAAGAGGAAACUGAAAAAAUUCAGUGUACAUUCCAUGGUGACAUUCAUAUUCCUAAUUGUCCUGUUGACUAUUUAACAGCCCUAGAUUUCUACAAGACCUUGCCAGCUUUACUGGGUAAUGAUGGUGAGCACGCAGUGCCCAUUACUGUGUGGCUUUACCCCCUCAGUUUGCUGGAUCCCACUGCUGCCAAGCUGGUGCAUGAGAUCAAUAUUAGCCUGAUUACCCAGGUAGAGCAUAUUGUGGAUUCUUUAUUAGAGGCGGACAUGAUGUGCAAUGACCUUUUAACAGAUUACACUGUCAAGGAGUUCUACAUCAUAGAAAAGAAAAUCCUUAAAUUCAGAACUCUGCUGAGGGACUACAACCUUAAUUUUCAGAAGAAGCUUGCUGAAAUUCUGCCAUCAGUACGGGGAGGAACAGUAAAGGAAUCUGAAUUGGCUGACAUCCUUGAAACACAUGGAAAGUCACCAUUCAGUCACAAGAAACAGCAAAAUUUGAUGAAUUCAAUACAGAAAGAGAUAAAGGUGAUUAAAACUCUGACUAAAGAUAUGGAGGAGCGCAAUGUUUCACUUUAUACUGGAAAAAUGGAUAUAAUAGAAGAAUUGCAUUUAACACCAAACUUUGACUGCAUUGUGAGCUUCAAUUUCAACUUGUUAAGCAAUGAAAACAAAAUUUUAAAUUCAAUGGAAGAUUAUAUUAAAUCUAUAGAUCAUCAAAAAGGUACCAGCAGAACUGACAUUGAGAAUAAAGCACUGAAUGAUGAUGAUUUGGUAUAUUCACAGAUGAACUUUAAAAAAACACGACAGAGAAGACAGCUCUUUCUUGAUUUCGCAAGUAACAACCAAGAGAACAAAGCCAGCAAGUUUGUUGUUACAGCUCAGCCUAUGGAGAAACAAGAAUACAUUUCAAUUCUCUUGUAUUGCAAUGGAGAGCUGCAUAAUUCAGACUUUGAGCCUCCUUCAGUUCCAGCUGUUCCUCAAGUAUUAAAAACAGCAAGUGACUGGGCAGAACUAAAACUAUCCCUCCCUCUUUAUGGAUCACUGGCGACAAUUAAGUAUUUGCUGCAAGUUCGAAAGCCUGAGGGUGAAUGGAGCUCGCAAAUGACCAUUAAUACUGAAAAAUGCUUUAUUCUGAAGGAUCUUGAAAAGUCUACACAGUUUGAAGUGAGAUAUGCAGCCGUGUGUGAAGCAGGUGUGGGACCUCCUAGUGAAGUUAUCUCUGUCUCCACCAACGACUCAGGUUCUGUCACCUGCUGCUGCCAAGAUCUAAAGGAGCUCAACUUAUCACACAUUUGCCUCACCCCAGAGUGCAUGAUAAUACUGUCAAUGACUCUUCACUGUUAUAGACGUGUCAGUCUUUGCUCAUGUGAUCUCACCUCUGAUGGUUGUGAGGUCCUCUCCUUGGCUUUGUCUGCUGGACACUCACAUCUCACUGAACUCGAACUAAAUAACAACGAACUAGAAGAUCCAGGAGUGCAUCUGCUAUGUGAAGGGAUGAAGAAUGAAAACUGUAAAUUAGAGAAACUGAGGUUGAACACAUGUCGUCUCACCUCUGGAUGUUGUAAGGCUCUCUCCUCGAUUCUCUCUGCUGAACACUCACACCUGACUGAGCUGAGCCUAAAUUACAAUUACCUGGAUGAUUCAGGAUUGGGUCUUCUGUGUGAGGGGCUGAAAACCAAAAACUCUAAAUUAGAAACACUGAGGCUGUCUCGUUGUUCUCUUACCUCUGAGUGUUGUGAGGCUCUGACCUCUGUUCUCUCUGCUGAGCACACACAUCUGACUGAGUUGGAGCUAAGCAACAAUAACCUGGAAGAUUCAGGAGUUAAUUUGCUGUGCAAGGGACUGAGGAACAAAAACUGUAAACUAGAGAAACUGGGGCUGUCUCAAUGUAAACUCACCUCUGGAUGUUGUGAGGGUCUCUCCUUGGCUCUCUCUGCUGCACACUCACACCUGACUGAGCUGAAGCUGAGCGACAAUAACCUGGAGGAUUCAGGAGUGCAUCUGCUAUGUGAAGGGCUGAAGAAUCCCAACUGUAGAUUAGAGACAUUGAGGUUAUCAUCAUGUGGUCUCACUGCUGGAUGUGGUGCACCCCUGUCCUUGGGUCUCUCUGCUGAACACUCACGCCUGACUGAGCUGGUACUAGGAGACAAUAAUCUGGGGGAUUCAGGAGUGAAACAGCUGUAUGAGGGGCUGAAAAACAAAAACUGUAAAUUAGAGAAACUGGGACUGACUAUUUGCGGUCUUACUUCUGGAUGUUGUACAGUGCUCUUCUCAGUUCUCUCAUAUGAACACUCACACCUAACUGAAUUGUGGCUGGGAUACAACAAAUUGGAGGACUUAGGAGUGAUCUUACUGUGUGAGGGGCUCAGGAAUAAAAGCUGUAAAUUAGAGAAACUAGGUCUUCAUUCAUGUUGUUUCACUUCGGAAUGCUGUGCCAUUCUCUCUUCGUCUCUUUCUGCUCAACACUCACAACUGAAGGAGCUCUGGCUGAACAAUAAUGAUCUGCAUGAUAAUGGAGUUCAUCUGUUAUGUGAGGGGCUGAGGAAUAAAAACUGUCAAAUAGAAAAACUGGGGCUGUCUGGCUGUAGGCUCACCUCUAGGUGUUGUGAGGCUCUGUCCUCAGUUCUGUCUGCUGAACACUCGCACCUGACUGAUCUGGCAUUGGAAUACAAUCGUGUGGAAAAUUCAGGAGUUUGGAUGCUGUGUAAGGGGCUGAGGAACAAAAACUGUAAAUUACAAAAAUUGUGGCUGACUCAGUGUGGUCUCACCGCUGGAUGUUGUGAGGAUCUCUCCUCGACCCUCUCAGCUGAACAAUCACAUCUGACUGAGCUAUACCUGAAUAACGAUGACCUGGUGGAUUCAGGAGUGUUUUUUCUGUAUAAGGGGCUGAUAAAUAAAAACUGUAAAUUAGAGAAACUUGGGCUGAGCGUUUAUGUGAAUGAAGAUUACAUAAAGACAAUAAAGAAGAAGCUGAACAGAGCUGGACGGCGGCUAGUAAUUGAAACACAAAAAAAAAUGAUUUGGACUUCCGAUGAUGGAGCUUAUAUCAGCUCAGUUCUGCAAAGAACUGUUUGAAUGCUUCUCCUAACAUCCUCUUCAACUUGU
Molecule: messenger RNA, 4260 nt
Organism: Erpetoichthys calabaricus (reedfish)
Lineage: Eukaryota; Metazoa; Chordata; Cladistia; Polypteriformes; Polypteridae
Exons: 16
Coding region: 1-4230 (1409 amino acids)
Molecular function (GO): protein binding
Source: RefSeq, a predicted model, not a curated record